CAAAGCAAAUUGUUCUUCAAGAAGAUUGAACAACUGUUCGAAAAGGACUACACUUCUUUUGAAUGUCCGGAAAAUGCAGCCACUAUCUUUCAGUGUGCGCACUGUGACCGGAUACUGACAAAGACAACAGCGUGCACAGUUCCAUGCUUACCUUGGCGUCGUCUGGUAAGCCAAUCUGGGGAUCUUAUCCCCAUACACAAACCACUGCCAACAGCAGCCAGUUUGUCUCUGAAGAAAUCAAUGCCCCUUCGACGAUCAUCCUCCUGUACUCUUCUGGGCGCACCCACUACUCCUUCACAUACCGAGAUUGCGUCCCAAGAAGAGCGCGGAACAACGAAAUGUCGUACAAUGUCACGAACUCCUACAUUUUUGUCUCCGAACUUUCCAAUUCGAGCUCAGAGUGGUAGCAGUUGCAGCCUGUCUGCUGCAACUGUUUCCGAGGACCAGCGAAUUUUUUGUGUUACUGAGCUAUUAGCUGGUUGGUUUCGGGAAUUGAAAAGCUGGCGCCUGGUCUACUGGCGUUUAUGGGCCACCAUAAACACACAAGGCUGCUAUCGAAACGAACAUAUUUUGGAUGAAAGGGACAAAGAACUGGAAGCGGUGACCCGUUUAACUGUACAGCAUCGAGAUCUAUUCAUAUCCUGGGCUCCAAAAAGGUCGUUCAAUCCCAAAAAUGCUCCGGGUUUGAUGGCGGUUGGUGGCUACGAGCUCCCCGUUCCUGAUGCUGACCAAGUUCGAUGGCAAUUUGAGUUGUUCACGACCACACCGGCCUUUUUGCUUCUCGCUUGUCUGGACAGAUCCGAGGACAUUGGGAAAGAUCAGCUAGGUGUGACCGAGGUUGGUAAUCAGGUGGUUUUUCCAACAGUAGAAAUUCCUGGUGGACAAAUGCAGAUGACAUCCGCCCAUCAUGAAGAGCACGACAAAAAGACAUUAAUAACUCCCGCCAACGGAAUAUUGUCUUCAACUUUGCCUGAAUCGGGUUGGGAUGCAAUGAAGUGCUGUCGAAGCAAUCAGGAUAGCCAGAGGCAAGGCGACCUUCAUCGGAUGCACAAGCUGGCAGAGUUCCUUUAUUCGCAACGCAAGGCGGUUGGGUCGUGUGAGGACAAGGUGGUCCCAAAAGAG
Opisthorchis viverrini is the source of this 1122-nucleotide messenger RNA. RefSeq lists its product as hypothetical. The transcript is spliced from 6 exons. The annotation marks the transcript as partial. NCBI's taxonomy places the organism in Eukaryota, Metazoa, Platyhelminthes, Trematoda, Opisthorchiida, Opisthorchiidae. The record is from RefSeq and is a predicted model, not a curated record.